Molecule: messenger RNA, 1636 nt
Organism: Cokeromyces recurvatus
Lineage: Eukaryota; Fungi; Mucoromycota; Mucoromycetes; Mucorales; Mucoraceae
Product: WD40-repeat-containing domain protein
Exons: 5
Coding region: 320-1591 (423 amino acids)
Molecular function (GO): protein binding
Source: RefSeq, a predicted model, not a curated record
GUUCUAUUCUUUUACAAGCAGACAUACCGCAAACAAAUAAUCCUGUUACUUUAUUUCAAGGAUUCGCAGCUACUUAUCCUUCAUUAGCCAAAUCUUCGAGAUCGCAUAAGAAAACAAGGCAAAAGAGGAGGAAGCAGUCAACUACAGAAAAUGGGGAUGCACAAUCAAAAGGUAUUUUAUUUUAUUUUUUUCUCUUUUAUAUAUACAUGUAUAUAAUGUACAAGUAUAUACAUAUAUAUAUAUAUAUAUGCAUAUACAUAUAUAUAUAUAUAUAGCGACUCAUAACUAGUUAGAAGUACCAAAGACCUUGACUCAAAUCAUGUCAGAAAGAGAAAGAAAAGUACGAGAAUGUGACAAGAUUAGUAUGCAAAAGUCUUCUACAGUUAAUGAAAUCGAACAGAUUAAUCUUCAGAUUAAUGAAUUAUUGGACCAAAGGAAAAUAUUAGAACAAAAAUGGCAAAAGUUGGAAGAAAAAGAUUUUGAAUUACAAUUAAUAAUUGAAGAUUUGAAUGAGACCAUUUUGGAUAUAGAAGAAGGUCGUAGUGACAGUCUAAGUACUGUUCAACAAUUAAGAAGAGAAGAUGAAGACGAUGAAUCUGAAGAGGACGAAGGUGAGAUAGGAGCUUGUUUCAAGAUAUUAGAGGGUCAUACAGAUGAUAUUGUUUGCUUGGACUUUAAUCAUCUAAAGGGUAUGCUUGUGUCUUCUGCUUUGGAUGGCACGGUGAAAGCAUGGGAUCUCUAUCGCAAACGAUGUUUAGGUAAUAUAGAAGGACAUUCAGGUAUUGUGCGGUGUCUUCAUUUAAAUGAAGCACGUCUCUUGACUGGUUCUGAUGAUAGUACAAUUAAACAAUGGGAUUUGUCCUUGAUACCAUCUCCAAUCAUGCCCUCUUCUUCUGCUUCUAGUGUAUCCAGUGUAUCAGCUAUUGAUGGGGGUAUCGUGAACGAGACAUUUACGUUACAAGGACAUCAAAGUGAAGUGACGGUCUUGGAUGCCGAUCAACACACAUUAGUAUCAGGUUCAAAUGAUAAAACCAUUCGACAAUGGGAUUUGGAAACACAACAAUGUGUUUUGACACUGGAUGUUUUGUGGGCAAGUAAUAAUAAGGGCACCUUGGGAGAUACAAGAAUGGCACAUUAUGCAUAUGCAGCAUAUGAUUUUGUGGGCGCAUUACAGUUUUGGGAUUUUGCUUUAGCAAGUGGUACUUCAGAUGGAAAAAUUAGAAUGUGGGAUUUAAGAACAGGACAAGCGCAUCGUACUUUACCCGGACAUAGUGCACCUAUUACAUGUUUACAAUUUGAUGAAAUUCAUCUUGUCAGCGGUAGUUUAGAUAAAACAGUUCGAAUUUGGGAUUUAAGGACAGGUUCUGUGUUUGAUACACUCACUUAUAAUACACCUAUUCUGAGUCUACAAUUUGAUACGAAUAAAAUUAUCAGCUCUGGUACAUCCAAUGCUAUUGACGUUUAUAAUCGUACUUCAUUUCAACAUACAACGCUUACUAAUGAUUCAAGUUAUGUUAACACAGUCCGUUUCCGUAAUGAUGUGCUAGCUAGUGGCGGCAGUGAUCAUAUUAUCAAGUUAUGGUCGAUAUAAUGAAAGAAUCUCGAAUACAUUAUUGUUAUUUUAUUUAAAAGCUAA